Molecule: messenger RNA, 276 nt
Organism: Penicillium arizonense
Lineage: Eukaryota; Fungi; Ascomycota; Eurotiomycetes; Eurotiales; Aspergillaceae
Exons: 3
Coding region: 1-276 (91 amino acids)
Source: RefSeq, a predicted model, not a curated record
AUGUCACCCUCCGCAGCAAUGAGUCUGCGUGACUCAUUUGGGGACCGGAAGAUUCCUGUCAUCUCGCGAAAGAUCACGGCAUGUGUUCUGUGCCGCAAGCUGAAGAGUCUGCAGAUGCUAUUGGAAAAUGAUGUUUCAUGGAAGGAGAAAAUGGAAGGCCGGAUGAGCAGACUCGAGCAGUCCAUCAUUCAAAGCACGAACCAGCCUCCUAGAAUUACUGCUGGGAAUGCCGCUCUAUGGCAGCAGCCGUUAAGCAUCGAUAACGUUCUCAAAUAA